Hippopotamus amphibius kiboko is the source of this 1277-nucleotide messenger RNA. It is a transcript of the gene TSPAN33, whose product is annotated as tetraspanin 33. The transcript has 8 exons. Gene Ontology annotation, cellular component: membrane. NCBI's taxonomy places the organism in Eukaryota, Metazoa, Chordata, Mammalia, Artiodactyla, Hippopotamidae. The record is from RefSeq and is a predicted model, not a curated record. The coding region runs from base 76 to 927 and encodes 283 amino acids.
CCUCCGGGCGCGGAGAACGCAGGUGGGCCGGUCGCCGCGGGGAGAUAGGCCCCCUGGGGCGGCGGCAGCUGGACCAUGGCCCGGAGACCCGGGGCGCCGGCCGCCUACGGGGAGGACUUCUCCUUCGUCAGUCCGCUGGUGAAAUACCUGCUCUUCUUCUUCAACAUGCUCUUUUGGGUGAUUUCCAUGGUGAUGGUGGCCGUGGGAGUCUACGCUCGGCUGAUGAAGCACGCAGAAGCAGCGCUGGCCUGCCUGGCGGUGGACCCUGCCAUCCUGCUGAUCGUGGUGGGCGUUCUCAUGUUCCUGCUCACUUUCUGCGGCUGCAUCGGAUCUCUCCGCGAGAACAUCUGCCUCCUGCAGACGUUCUCUCUCUGUCUCACCAUCGUGUUCCUGCUGCAGCUGGCAGCUGGGGUCCUGGGCUUCGUCUUCUCAGACAAGGCACGAGGGAAAGUGAGUGAGAUCAUUAAUAAUGCCAUCGUGCACUACCGAGAUGACCUGGACCUGCAGAACCUCAUAGAUUUUGGCCAAAAGAAGUUCAGCUGCUGUGGGGGGAUUUCCUACAAGGACUGGUCCCUGAACAUGUACUUCAACUGUUCGGAAGACAACCCCAGCCGUGAGCGCUGCUCUGUGCCUUACUCCUGUUGCUUGCCUACCCCCAACCAGGCAGUGAUCAACACCAUGUGUGGCCAAGGUAUGCAGGCCCUUGACUACUUGGAAGCUAGUAAAGUCAUCUACACCAAUGGCUGUAUUGACAGAUUGGUCAACUGGAUACACAGCAACCUCUUCGUACUUGGUGGUGUGGCACUGGGCCUGGCCAUCCCCCAGCUGGUGGGUAUCCUGCUGUCCAUGAUCCUCGUGAGUCAGAUCAAAGAUCAGAUCAAACUACAGCUCUACAACCAGCAGCACCGGGCUGACCCGUGGUACUGAGAAUCCAUCCUGCACCUCCUCAGUAGGGCAACACGCGAGCCUCAUCAACCAACGGCAGUGGUUACAGCUCUCAGCACCAAAUGGAGAUUUGGAUCCCAGCCCCGCAAGCAACCGCAAACUCCAGACGGCAGAAGGCAGGGUGCACAGGUGGCUCAAGUCUCUGAAGGAUGUGCCUCCUCUCCCCAUCCUAGCUCUCAGCAUUGUUAUUUUGUAUUCUAACCUCAGUCACUUGGGUUUAUGUUUUUGUUUUGUCUGAGCAGACAUGCUUGAGCAACAGCAGUUGCACAGAGUUUUGGGGGCACUAGGCUUUUCACCAAGCCAGCACUACUGACAGCUCUAGUAGGGCUGCU